CGCGACAGCAACGCAAGAAAUAAUGUGUCUGAGAUUUUUUUGCUGCUACUCCAAUUUUUAAAACAACAGUCUAGAAAAAUAGUUUCAGUUUCCUCCGCGCAAAAUUAUUUUCGUUUCCUUGCUUCACGUGCGUCGCAAAAAGGUGCGUGUUCCCUCCUGUGAAAAACUCGAAAAAAAGCAGAAAAAACAGUGAAAAGGGUUUGAGAUGAAAUAAAAACAUUUUUUUCCUUCUUCUUCUUCUUCAUUAAUCGCUCGUUGCCUCAAUAGAGACGCGAUUGUCUUGCAUACACGCGAAUAACUCGUACGCUCGUACAAAAUAAUAAUAAUAAGAUGGAAGUGUAAGAAGCAAAAAAAAAACGAGAUAUUUCAGCGUCCAUCAUCAUCAGUUAUAAAUAAAGAAAAAAAAAUUGUACGUCGCACACAUUCGUUCUUAUCAAGCGAAAAAAAAAGUUAAAAAUACAAGCAAAAUAUUGUGAGAUCAUGAACUACCUACUUUUUUUCGCUUCACACACACAAAUUAUUACGAUUUAUUUACUUUCAAAAUCCAGAUCAAAUUAACACACAAGAUGCACGCUCAUCAUUAUUAUUAGAAAAAAAAAUUAUGAAAGUUGGCGGACAACAGAAAUUGCAACAAAAGUGAAUAAUACAAAAAAAAAUUAAAUACAGAAAAAAAAGUGUGCAACAAUCCAAGUGAAAUAAUAACAAAAGAUACGAAAAAAACAAAGAAAAAAAAAGAAAUCUUCACAUUUUAGCACGAGAGAGAAAUGUCUAAUAGUAAUGGUCCAAGUGCAUUUAGGAAAUUUGUGAAAAAUAAUAAUUUACAAUUGUUUAAGAAACUUGAAUAUGAACACGAGAUGUGACAUGCAUACCACCGUUCACUAAAAAAAAUAUAAUGAUACCAUAAUAUUAACAAAUAAAUAAAAAAUACAGUGUUUGCAAACUACUUCGACGAACAUUCUUAGAACAAUCAGCUGAUGCUUAACAUUUAGUAUAAAAACUUUAACAAAAAAAAAACGAAGGAAUUGAAAUUUAGAAUAUUUAGUGAAAAAAAAAAUCAUCAACGAGUACUGAAAAAGUGUGAAUGCCUAACAAAAAUUAGUUUAGACGUAGAAAAACUAAAAAUAAAAGGAAAAAUCAUUAAAACUGCUUUGAUUAACUCACUCAGAUAAUGGGUCAAAUGUUCCUUUCAUCAUUAUGGCGGGAAGUUCCAGAUCAAUACGAUGUACAACAAGGUGAUGUAAACAGUAGUUCAGAUAGUUCAGUGAUGAUUAAAAUCGAUGUCGGAAUACCAAAUCGUGAGGAAAACAGAUUUCCAAAGGAAAAAUGGAAAACACUCAUUGCAUUCAUCAUUCUCGGCGUGAAUUUCUUCAUAGCAACUUUUGUGUUGGCACUUGUCCAUGAUCGCGUGCCAGAUCGCGACAAAUAUGGUCCAUUGCCAGAUAUCGUGCUCGAUAAUGUCACUGCCAACGAUUGGGCACUCUCCGUAAGCGAAGUACAGAUUAUGGUAGUGACGAAUAUUUGUAUAUUACUUGUGAUAUUCCACAAACACAGAUUCAUUGUUGCCAGACGUAUUUUCCUGUUGAUGUCCUUGUUGUAUCUCAUGCGGAGCAUAACGAUGUACGUUACCGUAUUGCCAAUGUCGAGCACGACAUAUUACUGCAGUCCAAAAUCCAAUUCGACGACAAUUACCACCGCCUUAUCCCGAGCCAUUCAUCUGAUUUCAGGCUUUGGGCUUAGUAUUAAUGGUAAACAAGUGUAUUGCGGUGACUUUAUGUACUCAGGCCAUACUGUGAUUCUCGUGUUGGGAUAUCUGAUAAUAUCCGAGUACUCUCCAAAAUACUUUUGGAUUCUGCAUUGGACCGCGUGGAUUAAUGCCUUGGUAGGCGUUUGCAUGGUUCUGCUCGCUCACGGUCAUUAUACAAUCGAUAUAAUUGUUGCCUACUACGUUACGACACGUCUCUUCUGGACAUACCACACAUUGGCCAAUAAUAGUCUUUUAUUGAAGGCAAAUGGAUACAAUUUGUUAGCGCGUGAAUGGUGGUUCUGUUACUUUAAAUAUUUUGAACAGAAUGUCAAAGGUCCUCUUCCUCACGCCUAUGAAUGGCCAUUUUCAUUGCCACGCCGAUUCCUUCAUGCAAAACUUCCGAAUCAUCGGGAGAGUUAACAAUUUCUUCUCAUCCAUCGACACAUCGUCAAAUCCUAUAUUUUUAGAGCGUAUCGUAAAGUAAAUUUAACUAAGUUUAACUUAACGAAUAGAACAAAAAAUUGCAACAACAACAACACAAUUGUCACUAAAGUGCGAAAUCUGUAGAGAAAAAUCACAAAAAUUCGGUUUCUUUUAACAAAUUUGUUAAAAAAAAAUAAUUAUAAAAAUUAAUAAUUAAUUGAAAAAACAGCCAAAAAUUAUUAUCUUCCGUUUCUCCGAUCAGUUAAUUCUUAAAACAAAAAAAAAUGUACCUAUAAUUUUUUUCUUAGUUAUUAAUUAAUUGUUAAUUAAACAUUGUAAAAAUUAGUUUAGUGACUUGUUUAGAGAAUGAAAGAGCAAAAGCGAGCUUUAAGCUAUAAUAUUUAGAAAGUGAAAAACGUCCUUAAACUCUUCAUUUUUUUUGUGACGACGAAAUUCAAAGAAUUUUCAAGAAUUUUAAAUCAAAUUUAUCACAAUUUAUUGUUUAAUACUCAAUUUUUGAUUGAAACAAACCAAAAAAAAAAAUUAAUAAAAAUCUCUUCCCUUUUUAAAAUAAAUUUCUCCUCUCCUCCGAUAUUUAAGAACAAAAUCACAAAUUUAAACCACCAACAAAGAAAAAUAUAUCUGUAAAUCUAUAAGGGAAUAAAAACUUAAAAAAAUGUUAACUUUAAAUAAACAGAUUAAACUUAUACUAACUACAUACUAAAUGUGCCUUUCAACGUAUAUUCAUAAAAUAAAAACAUAUUUAAUGAGUUAUUUAAGACCUCCGAUUAAAAAAAAAAAAAAAAAAACAGAACAGCGUUAAAUACUUCAGUAGAUAAAAUUUUAAAAAAAUCAUCGAAAAUAUUUACAAAG
Molecule: messenger RNA, 3040 nt
Organism: Culicoides brevitarsis
Lineage: Eukaryota; Metazoa; Arthropoda; Insecta; Diptera; Ceratopogonidae
Product: phosphatidylcholine:ceramide cholinephosphotransferase 2-like
Exons: 10
Coding region: 1169-2164 (331 amino acids)
Biological process (GO): sphingomyelin biosynthetic process; ceramide biosynthetic process
Cellular component (GO): Golgi membrane; endoplasmic reticulum membrane; plasma membrane
Molecular function (GO): ceramide cholinephosphotransferase activity; sphingomyelin synthase activity
Source: RefSeq, a predicted model, not a curated record